Molecule: messenger RNA, 936 nt
Organism: Adineta steineri
Lineage: Eukaryota; Metazoa; Rotifera; Eurotatoria; Adinetida; Adinetidae
Source: the annotation of a GenBank genome assembly
AUGCAUCAACUAUUCAGUAACACAACCGAUGUUAGUCUCCCGGCGGACGAUGGAAGCACUAUACCUGUUCAGCUAUGCCACGUCCAGUCUAAUCCCAGUGGCAGUCCAAACAAUGCAAGUAGUUCCGGUGAACCGUGUUCAAUUGUUUGUCAAAAUGGUGGUGGAUGCACAGGUCCCACAACUUGUGCAUGCACCACGGGAUGGAGUGGUGACACGUGUACAAUCGCUACAUGUACAAAUAAUUGUCAAAAUGGUGGUACAUGUACAGCUCCUGAUACAUGCACAUGCGCUGACGGAUGGAGUGGCGUUACGUGCACAAUUGGAUCGACAAUGCCACCAACAACUUCCACAACAACAACAACCACAACAACAACUACAACAGCAGCAACAACUACAACAACAACUACAACGACACCAUCUACAACGACACCAUCAACCACAACACCAACUACCACAACAACAUCAACAACUACCACAACUACAACCACGACAACAUCAACAAUAACAACUUCAACAACAACAACAACAACAACAACAACUACUACUACUACAACAACAACUACCACAACAACAACAACAACAACAACUACUACUACAACAACUACUACUACUACAACAACAACAACAACAACAACAACAACGACAACAACAACAACAACAACAUCAACAUCAACAACUACCACGACAACAACAACAACAUCAACAACUAAAUCGUUUAUAUAUAAUUCUACAUGUGCUCUAGAUUAUUGUUGCAACUUUACUCCUACUCCUACCCCUUGUGUUUACAAUAAUGUUGCCUGCCAAUGCAAUUUUAAUAAUAGUGUUACCACUUCAACUGGUAGUUUUUAUUGUCCUAAUUGCGCUGGUACUGGCCCUUCUAAUUAUAUGGGUAGUGGUACUUGUUAUUAUUCUGGUUGGUAUUAUGCUGAUUGUUAA